AUGGAGGAAGAAAGGCCUUCUCUCCUUAAUCUUCUCUCCUUACUCUUCUCUCCUUACUCUUCUCUCCUUACUCUUCUCUCCUACUCUUCGCUCUUUAGUUAUAUUUAUCAAUCUAUCUAUUCAACUAAACAUGUUUUGUCUUGCAAGCCCUUUGGUUGUUUCUAUCAGCACAUUUCCCACCAGCUUUCAUUCUCUCACUCUCUCUCUCUCUCUUUCUCUCCCUCUUUUGUUCUUUUGUAUGUCUUUCUCUCUGUAACUAUAAAAUUCCUUUCAUUCUUUAUGUCUUUAUUAUUCAGAUACAAUUUCUUUCAUCUUUAUCUCUUUCUUCUUCAGAAUCUAUUUCUUUCAUUCUUUAUUUCUUUCUUCUUCACAAUCAAUUUCUUUCAUUCUUUAUUUCUUUCUUCUUCAGAAUCAAUUUCAUUCAUUCUUUAUCCCUUUCUUCUUCAGAUACAAUUUCCUUCAUUCCUUAUCUCUUUCUUCUUCCCAAUCAAUUUCUUUUUUUCAUUAUUUCUUUCUUCUUCAGAUACAAUUCCUUUCAUUCUCUAUCUCUUUCUUCUUCAGAUAAAAUGUCUUUCAUUCUUUAUCUCUUUCUUCUUCAGAUACAAUUUCUUAUUUCAAUUACUUUAA
Molecule: messenger RNA, 627 nt
Organism: Acanthosepion pharaonis
Lineage: Eukaryota; Metazoa; Mollusca; Cephalopoda; Sepiida; Sepiidae
Source: the annotation of a GenBank genome assembly